AUGGCUGAGGCCCACGCCCUGGACCUGCCGGCCGUGAUCCUCGACAACGGCUCCGGGCUCUGCAAGGCCGGGCUGUCGGGCGAGAUCGGGCCGCGCCACGUGGUGAGCUCCGUCGUGGGCGCCCCCCGCUUCAAGAUGCCCGUGGCCGGCGCCAACCAGAAGGCGUCCUUCGUGGGCGACGAGGCGCUGCAGAAGGCCGAGGCCCUGCAGCUGUGCUGGCCCAUCGAGCGCGGCCUGGUCACGCACUGGGACGAGGCCGAGAAACUCUGGCGCCACCUGUUCGAGUGGGAGCUGGGCGUGAAGGCCACCGAGCGGGCCGUGCUCAUGACCGAGACCUCGCUGAACCCCCGGGAGACUCGGGAGAAGACGGCCGAGGUGAUGUUUGAGGGCUUCUGCGUGCCCGCCUUCUACCUGUCCGACCAGGCCGUGCUGGCGCUGUACGCAUCCGCCUGCGUCACUGGGCUGGUGGUGGACAGCGGGGACGGGGUGACCAGCGCCGUGCCCAUCUUCGAGGGCUACUCCCUGCCCCACGCCGUCACCAAGCUCCACGUGGCCGGCAGGGACAUCACGGAGCGGCUGGGCCGGCUGCUGCUGGCCGGCGGGCGGUCCUUCCCGUGCCCGCUGGACAAGGCGCUGCUGGACGACCUGAAGGAGAAGCUGUGCUACGUGGCGCUGCAGCCUGAGCGGGAGCUGGCGCGGCGGCCUGAGGAGGUGGCGCGCGAGUACAAGCUGCCCGACGGGCGGCUGGUGAGCGUGGGCGACCAGCUCUUCCAGGCGCCCGAGGGGCUGUUCGCGCCCGAGCAGCUGGGCCUGCAGAGCCCGGGGCUGCCCCGCAUGGUGUCCGGCAGCAUCGCCAAGUGCGACGCCGACAUCCAGAAGACGCUGUUCGGGGAGAUCGUGCUGUCGGGCGGCUCCACGCUGUUCCAGGGCCUGGACGACCGGCUCCUGCGGGAGCUGGAGCAGCUGGCGUCCAAGGGCACCCCCAUCAAGAUCACGGCGCCCCCCGACCGCUGGUUCUCCACCUGGAUCGGCGCGUCCAUCGUCACCUCCCUGAGCAGCUUCAGGCAGAUGUGGGUCACGGCCGCCGACUUCCGGGAGUUCGGCAGCGCCGUGGUGCAGAGGCGGUGCUUCUAG
Molecule: messenger RNA, 1134 nt
Organism: Sorex araneus (European shrew)
Lineage: Eukaryota; Metazoa; Chordata; Mammalia; Eulipotyphla; Soricidae
Gene: ACTRT2
Product: actin related protein T2
Exons: 1
Coding region: 1-1134 (377 amino acids)
Source: RefSeq, a predicted model, not a curated record